Molecule: messenger RNA, 764 nt
Organism: Exaiptasia diaphana
Lineage: Eukaryota; Metazoa; Cnidaria; Anthozoa; Actiniaria; Aiptasiidae
Product: prostate stem cell antigen
Exons: 2
Coding region: 136-495 (119 amino acids)
Source: RefSeq, a predicted model, not a curated record
UUGUAUUUGUUAAAGGUUGGAGUGAAUAGGUUGGAAGAGUGUUGGAGCUUCACCAUCCACGCUAUUGAAACAAUACUACAGAUUUAUAAAAAUAUUCUAUCAAAGAAGAAAAAAAAUCGGUUGAAGAAGGACAACAUGAAGCUUUUUGCACUAUUUGUUUUCAUUUCCUUGCAAACAGCAUGUACAGCCCUGCAGUGCUAUACCUGCGAUGGUGACGAUUGUACGGAUGCAAAACCAACCACMUGUGUCAAUAAGUGCAAGAUUACMAUGGAUACAUGUAUCCGAACUGAAUACAAGAGCGGGARGAUUGAAAAGGGUUGUUCGUCUACUAACCGAUGCGAGGGCAAGAGAGUUGGAUGUGAAGAAGGAACCUACAAACAAGACUGCAAAGAAGUUACAUGCUGCACAGGCGAUCUCUGCAAUGGGAGCAGAAAUUUUAAGCCUGUGAUUCCGGUUAUUGCUAUGGCAAUUGCCGUAGCUAAGUACUUGAUAUAGCUAUGGCAACAUUAAGGCACAGGAAGCCCAAAUAUUUGCAAGUGUACAAAUGUAAAUUAUUGUUGAACUUUGUAGAAUUAGAACAAACACCACUUCAUUUGUAAUAUGGUCCAAAAAAAUGCCCUUUAUCAAACUGUGAAACAAUUACUAGAGAGAAUUCAAAAGCCCGUGAAAUGGAUAUUGCACUUGAUAGAGCAAACGCAGGAAAACCACUGAGAUAAAAUCAAACUAUGUACUAACAAAUAGCUGCUAUUUAGAGACAAAUCGUC